CUAUGCCAAGUGCUGAGCCAGCUUGUAUUUCGCCUGCCAGGCAAGAAAUAGUUUCACCUAAUUCUUAUCAAUCAUCAAAUUAUAAAAGUGAUACAGGCGAAUUAUUUAUCUCAUCUCAGUAUGUAAAACAGCCAAAAGGCACUAUGUUGAGAUUGAGGGAUGGGAGAGUACUCACGGUUGUCUAACUGGCUUGACUGAUUUGGGCAAUCUUAGUGAAGCAUAUUUCGAUUCUGUGCGAAAAAAUGCAGGAAGAAAAUAGACUUAGCCAUUAAGGCGCUUUGCAAUAUCUUUCAACCGAAUAUUAACAUUAUGUAUCUCUCGACUAUGUUGA
Molecule: messenger RNA, 331 nt
Organism: Rhizophagus irregularis DAOM 181602=DAOM 197198
Lineage: Eukaryota; Fungi; Glomeromycota; Glomeromycetes; Glomerales; Glomeraceae
Source: RefSeq, a predicted model, not a curated record